AUGCAUACACAUACCAAUGGCCAGCGGAAGGUAUCCCCUCCCGGCCCGAGCUACAUGUCCAACGACCAAAUUGCCAGCUACUUGAAAGAUCUCCGAACAAAUCGACCUGCCCGCCCUACAGGAUCACGACCCUUGCCGGGCAAAGCAGCUGCGUCUACGCCCGAUCUCCAUGACACCCUUCCUCCAAGAGCAGCGUCUGCGUUAUCAUUACACCAUCAAACUCAGGAUGUUGAGGACCAUCCUCGCUCAGGGAGCGCGAUGUCCCAUCGUCGCACCUCAUCUCAUGCUCCUGGGGGUGGCCCACCAGGACGUCCGUUAGUCCAAGAGCCGCGAUCGGUCUCCAUCCGAAAGAACGCCUAUCCCUCCCAGGUUUUUUCGCAUCCUGUUCCCGCAUCCCCCGCUCCAUCUUAUCGGGAGAAUGGGCAGCGCCGGCAUGAAAAGGAAGAGGCGCGAUCCCUUCGAGAUGCCCUGCAGGAAAUGGAUCUGCAGGAUGAUGUUCGUAUCCAUCAAGCCGCCCAAGACGAAGCCACAGAGCUAGUAUGGCUGCACCAGCACCCCGGUGUGGCUUACAAGAGCCCGCACGCGGCCUACCGGAACCCCGAUGCCACUAGACGCAGCCAAAGCCCCGUGAAAGAUCAUUCAGCGGAGGUUACUGGUGGGAAGGCCCCGAGAAGGUUUGGUCUUUCGAAGAAUCGACAUUCAAUGUCCUCGGCUAGUUCUUCGGGUGGUAAUAGCCCAGACCUAGCUGAGACGAACCAAGUAUUUACUGGCUCCCGCAGGCAUUCAACCCUCGCGGGGUCUUCGAAGAAGAAUCUUAAGGUCAACUUUGCAUUGCCUCCCGAUGAAACACCCUCAGACCCCCAUCCUGUUUGUGGUCCCAGACCGAGGGACGUCAGCAGUGAUUCCUCCAAGGGUAUCUUCAGGAAUCCUAAUGAUCAUAUCUACGAGGAACCCAGCGAUUCUAUUGAAAAAGAGCAUCAAGCUCGACAUGACUUUUCUAAGUCUGACUCGUCGGCCUUGAGAAACAAACCGCGUAAUGCUCUUCCGCGCGCUCCCAAACCACUCCCGUGGCUGCGGGAUAGAAACUCCAACAAUAGCCCUGUGAUGGAAAAGAUCUCCCGUUUUGAAAUUCACAAAAACCCACCCAGCCAGUCUCGAAACGCUGGCUACACAAGCAACGAUCCUGUGCCUCAGCCACAAACGAAAGAUGAUGUCCCAACGAAGAACGGAAAAGAGAUCCGCAGUGAUGACAUCCGCGCGGCUACAAGCAAGAAACUGAAAGACCGUAGCGAGAGCUUACCCAUGCCUUCCGCUGUCAGUGACAAGUUCGGGCGGCCGAUCGUGAGCUUCGACCCAUCAUGGCAGCCCAGUGAUCAACCAAAGCCCAAUCGCCAGGGUUUCGGGCGACAGGAGCAAGCCUCGCCUUCACCCGCACCAGCGGCACCAGCGGCACCAGUUAUUGAAGUUUCCGAAGCGCCGCCUGUGCCAGUGAUCAAUGUUCCAGACAUUAAAGAGCCGACUAUCUCAGAAAUCUCGGAACCUCCGCAAGCUGAGACCAAACCCACACGGCAGCCAUCGCCAACGAAAAACAGCCAGACUCAACAGACAGCUCCGAGAAAGCCAGUUUCAGAACUGCAGGACCGUUGGUAUUCUCCGUACACACGGUCGGGCGUUCCGACUGCACGCUGCGAGUGCUGCUCUCUUUCUAUCUCUGGAAAGAUUGUGACCGCGGGAGGAUCGCGGUUUCAUCCCGAAUGUUUCACCUGCUUCCACUGUCAGACCCCGCUGGAAUGCGUGGCUUUCUACCAAGAGCCCGAGGCCAGUAGGACCGAGAGACUAGCCAAUGCCUCAAUUGAUAAAGAUGCUCGGACGCUCCGGUUUUACUGUCACUUGGACUUCCACGAGUUGUUCAGCCCGCGCUGCAAGAGCUGCAAGACUCCCAUCGAAGGUGAAGUGGUGGUGGCCUGUGGUGCUGAAUGGCAUGUUGGCCACUUCUUCUGUGCGGAAUGUGGAGAUCCCUUCAACUCGCAGACUCCAUUUGUGGAAAAGGAUGGUUUUGCAUGGUGUCUUGGGUGCCAUUCUCGCCGCACUGCUCCACGCUGCUUGGGAUGCAAGCAGAAUGUCAUGGAUGACGUUGUCAUCACCGCCAUUGGCGGACAAUGGCACGACCGCUGCUUCGCCUGUCACGAGUGUGGUGAUGGAUUUGGACCAGAUGGUCGCUUCUUUGUCCGCGAGGGUGAGCCAAGAAGAACCGCCAAGGGUCGCAUCAUUGGCGGUCCUGUGCAACUGGCCAUCUGCGAGAAAUGUGAGGGGAUCCGGCUCAAGGCACCCGGGAUGUGCUGA
Penicillium alfredii is the source of this 2343-nucleotide messenger RNA. RefSeq names its product LIM domain protein. NCBI's taxonomy places the organism in Eukaryota, Fungi, Ascomycota, Eurotiomycetes, Eurotiales, Aspergillaceae. Gene Ontology annotation, molecular function: transcription coregulator activity. The coding region runs from base 1 to 2343 and encodes 780 amino acids. The transcript has 3 exons. Gene Ontology annotation, cellular component: Z disc; nucleus. The record is from RefSeq and is a predicted model, not a curated record.